This is a messenger RNA of Hyla sarda, 372 nucleotides long. RefSeq names its product histone H4-like. The record is from RefSeq and is a predicted model, not a curated record. Gene Ontology annotation, molecular function: DNA binding; protein heterodimerization activity; structural constituent of chromatin. Gene Ontology annotation, biological process: nucleosome assembly. Bases 1 to 372 code for a protein of 123 amino acids. The transcript is spliced from 2 exons. Lineage: Eukaryota; Metazoa; Chordata; Amphibia; Anura; Hylidae. Gene Ontology annotation, cellular component: nucleosome.
AUGAGCCGCCUGAACGACUCCGCGCCUCAAACUUUAUUCAUUCAAUUCUCAACCAGCAAGAUGUCGGGACGCGGUAAAGGAGGGAAAGGUCUCGGUAAGGGCGGAGCCAAGCGGCACAGGAAGGUGCUCCGUGAUAACAUCCAGGGCAUCACUAAGCCUGCAAUCCGCCGUCUAGCUCGCAGGGGAGGUGUGAAGCGUAUCUCCGGCCUCAUCUAUGAAGAGACUCGUGGUGUCCUGAAGGUUUUCCUGGAGAACGUCAUCCGUGACGCCGUCACCUACACCGAGCACGCCAAGAGGAAGACCGUCACCGCUAUGGACGUGGUGUACGCCCUCAAGCGCCAGGGCCGCACUCUUUACGGCUUCGGAGGUUAA